AUGGAGGUCCUGAAGGAGAAAGUGGAGGAGGAGGAGGAGGCCGAGCGGGAGGAGGCAGCUGAGAGGGCGGAAAGAGGUGAGAAAACGAUGAGGCCAGUGGAGGCAAAGCGGGAGGAAGCCAUCAUGACGCAGGAGAUGGUCAGAGAUCUGCAGAAAAAGCUGUCGGCCAUUGAGCUCACUGUUCCAGAGCUGCUCUCGGCCUUUACCAAGACCACCAUGGACACCUCCAAGCUGCCGCUGUCCUACCAGAGCAACACGCUCAAGGAGGAACACCUGCUGCAGGUGGCUGACAACUUCGCCAGCCAGUACAGCCACCUGUGUCCAGACCGCGUGCCCCUUUUCCUGCACCCGCGGAAUGAGUGUGAAGUGCCCAAGUUCGUGAGCACAACCAUCCGGCCCACACUGAUGCCCUACCCUGAGCUCUACAACUGGGACACCUGCGCCCAGUUUGUCUCCGACUUCCUCUCCAUGGUUCCCCUGCCCGACCCCCUCAAGCCGCCCACCCACCUGUACUCCUCGACCACCGUGCUCAAGUAUCAGAAAGGGAACUGCUUCGACUUCAGCACACUGCUCUGCUCCAUGCUGCUCGGCUCUGGCUAUGAUGCCUACUGCGUCAACGGCUAUGGCUCCAAGGACCUAUGCCACAUGGACCUAACGCGGGAGGUGUGUCCGCUCAUCACCACGCAAGAGGAGAUGGUGCAGGAGGAGGAAAAACCUCCGCCGAAGAAGUACACCAUCAAGCCGCCCAGGGACCUGAGCAGCCGGUUCGAGCAGGAGCAGGAGAUGAAGAAGCUGGAGCAGAUCAAAGUGGAGGAGGAGAAGCGGCGGCGGGAAGAAGAGGAGCGCCUCCUGGACAUGAUCUUUGACCUGGGAGACCCUGUGAAGUGGGAAUACCUGCUCUUGGGGACUGAUAAGCCAUACCUGGCCACAUCUGACGAAGACGACGAAGUGACGAAUGAAGAAGACGACGACAUGGAGAGCUCGGGCAAGGAGGAUGAGGACAAGAGCUUCGACAUGCCGCCCUCAUGGGUGGAGCAGAUUGAGAUCUCCCCAGAAGCAUUCGAGACCCGAUGCCCAAAUGGGAAAAAGGUGAUCCAGUACAAGAAGGCAAGGCUGGAGAAAUGGUGUCCAUACCUCAACAGCAACGGCCUGGUGUGCCGCCUCACCAUCUACGAGGACCUAGCGUGUACCAAUAUUCUGGAGAUCAAGGAAUGGUACCAGAACCGGGAGGACAAGCUGGAGCUGAAGCACAUACACAAGACCACGGGCCUAAACGUCGACUACUUCAAGCCGGGCCACCCCCAGGCUCUGCGAGUGCACUCGUACAAGUCCAUGCAACCGGAGAUGGACCGCAUCAUGGAGUUUUAUGAAUCGGCCCGGGUGGACGGCCUGGUCAAGAGGGAGGAGACGCCCCUGACGAUGACCGAGUACUACCAGGGGCGCCCCGACUUCCUCUGCUACCGCCACGUCAAUUUCAGGCCCAGGGUCAAGAAGGUGGUUCAGAACAGUUCAGAAUCAAACCCCCGGCCUGUGGUGAAGAUCACGGAGCGGUUCUCCCGCAACCUCGCCAAGCACGCGGAUGAGGACGUGGAGGAGCGCGUGUUCCUGAUCCUGGAGGAGCGAAUCCAGCUGCGCUAUCACUGCUGCGAGGACCGCAUCACCGCCUCCAAGCGCGAGUUCCUGCGGCGCACCGAGGUGGACAGCAAAGGCAACAAGAUCAUCAUGACCCCAGACAUGUGUAUCAGUUACGAGGUAGAGCCCAUGGAGCACACCAAGAAGCUCCUGUACCAGUACGAGGCCAUGAUGCGGCUGAAGAACGAGGAGAAGCUGUCCAGACAUCAGGCCUGGGAGUCAGAGCUGGAGGUGCUCGAGAUCCUGAAGCUGCGGGAGGAGGAGGAGGAGGCGCACACGCUGGCCAUCUCCAUCUACGACACCAAGCGCAACGAGAAGAGCAAAGAGUAUCGGGAGGCCAUGGAGCGUGUGAUGCACGAGGAGCACCUGCGGCAGGUGGAGGCGCAGCUGGACUACCUGGCCCCGUUCCUGGCACAGCUGCCUCCGACAGAGAAGCUGACGCGCUGGCAGGCCAUCCGGCUCAAAGACGAGUGCCUCAGUGACUUCAAGCAGCGGCUGAUUGACAAGGCCAACCUCAUCCAGGCCCGUUUUGAGAAGGAGACCCAGGAGCUGCAGAAGAAGCAGCAGUGGUACCAGGAGAACCAGGUGACCCUGACGGCCGAGGAUGAAGACUUGUACCUGAGUUACUGCUCUCAGGCUAUGUUCCGCAUCCGCAUCCUGGAGCAGAGGCUCAAUCGACACAAGGAGCUGGCCCCACUGAAGUACCUGGCCCUGGAGGAAAAGCUCUACAAGGAUCCACGCCUGGUGGAGUUCCUCAAGGUCUUUGCUUGACGAUCUCCUGCUCCUCUGUUCCCUGAAUGCCCUUUAUGGGACUCAGUUGAAGGUGCCAGCCCCUUGCUCCUACCCUCAGCUAAUGACCUGGCCCCACUGCCUUCCACCCACCCAC
Molecule: messenger RNA, 2518 nt
Organism: Condylura cristata (star-nosed mole)
Lineage: Eukaryota; Metazoa; Chordata; Mammalia; Eulipotyphla; Talpidae
Gene: DRC7
Product: dynein regulatory complex subunit 7
Exons: 16
Coding region: 1-2403 (800 amino acids)
Biological process (GO): flagellated sperm motility
Cellular component (GO): motile cilium
Source: RefSeq, a predicted model, not a curated record